UUUAAAUUGCCGGGAGCAGUGCUGCUCCCAGUCGUCGGUCAUGCAGACAGCAAAGACAAGCACGACGCCUCUCAGGCAGUUAGCACUGCAUUCGACUACCACAUGCUCAUCGCAUGCAACGGCAUAUGGAAAAUGCAUACUUGCUGCUUAUACAGAUGUUCGCAAAGAUUCUUGCAAACAGGAAUUUGAAAAGUUCGGGCAGUGUUUGCGUGAAGCUAUGAAACGCAAAUGGUGAUGCCUAGUUAUGUAAAUGUAUGCGAAGAUGCAGACGCCCAGGAGAUGAUGU
Messenger RNA from Suillus subalutaceus, 286 nucleotides. RefSeq lists its product as uncharacterized. The coding region runs from base 41 to 235 and encodes 64 amino acids. The record is from RefSeq and is a predicted model, not a curated record. NCBI's taxonomy places the organism in Eukaryota, Fungi, Basidiomycota, Agaricomycetes, Boletales, Suillaceae. Gene Ontology annotation, biological process: mitochondrial respiratory chain complex I assembly. The transcript is spliced from 2 exons. Gene Ontology annotation, cellular component: mitochondrion.